AUGGCUUCCGUCACAUGUCUGGCCCUUGAGCCAUCUCUGGCUAUCUCCAAGUGCGAGCCCACCAUCUCAAAGCGCCAGGGAUGCAAAUCACCUACCCUAUCCCCAAUAUCCCCAUCGGAGAUGACCCCUAAGGUGAAAAGGAUCGACCCGCCGGGAAACGGGCCUGACCGUCGAGAAUCACAAACGUCGACAUCUACUUCGAUCAGUCUCUCUCGUUCGGCCUCCCGCAGCACCGGGCGAUCGCGACCUAACAGCCGUCGCAGUUCUGUCCACUCACCGCGCCGGGCUAUGCCCAACGCCGCCAUUGUGCCUGUCACAUCACGUUGCAGUUCCGUGCAGGACAAGCGGGAAUCACUAUUAGCUCUACACCGGGAGUCAUGUCGGCUGUUCCAAGGCGAUGGAUCGAACAGAUCCUCGACCGAGACAAGACCUACUCUACAUCGAGCAGCAUCAGCCACUUAUAGAUCUCAGCGCGAGAGGCGCAUGUUAACAGAUAAAGGCAAUUCGGCACCCUCUUCCCCAAUCGCACCUUUACAUUCCAGCUUCCGCUGUGAGCCAGAGUCUCAUUCGCUCAUCUCGACAAGCGCACCGCACUUUGUCAAACCAAGAGAUCGAUCAAACACCUUGCCCACCAACCCCCACCAUAGCCCCCCGUCCACGUCCAUCCACGUCCCGGUGACAGUAAUGGAAUGGACCUCACCCGAUACCCGGCGGCGUGAGUACGAGAAAAUUGAUCGGGCAAGCAGUGGUUUCCGGGGUCUCUGGCGCCGCGUCGCACCGCGUUGCUUCCAGUCCCGCGACUCGCGCACUCCCUUCUUCGAAGAAGGCAAGACGGAGUGCGAAGGCAGCGUGCGUCGGUUCCGUAUGGAUAUCCCUGAAGAUGAGGAGCCAGAACCGGAUUCGCACCAGGGAAAAUCAGAGACCCAACUUCUGGAUUUCCUAGGCAAGACCUCGACCUCGACCUCCAGCUCGAAUUCAAAUUCCUCCGAUGGCGCUCGAAGACGUUGGACGGGUCUUCUUUCAAAACCUUCACCUCUUCCUAAUACCUAA
Penicillium digitatum Pd1 is the source of this 1050-nucleotide messenger RNA. RefSeq lists its product as uncharacterized. The record is from RefSeq and is a predicted model, not a curated record. NCBI's taxonomy places the organism in Eukaryota, Fungi, Ascomycota, Eurotiomycetes, Eurotiales, Aspergillaceae.